AUGUGUGGGGAGCAGGCCAUGACCUGUCCAAACGAGGUGGUGUCCUACGAAAUCGUCCUCUCUAUAACCAGACUCAUCAAGAAGUACCGGAGGGAGCUCCAGGCUGUGGCGUGGGACAUCCUGCUGAACAUCAUGGAGCGCCUGCUUCAGCAGCUCCAGAGCCUGGACAGCCCGGAGCUCAGAGCCAUCGUCCACGACCUGCUGACCACAGUGGAAGAGCUGUGUGACCAGAACGAGUUCCACGGCUCUCAGGAGAGAUACUUUGAGCUCGUUGAGCGAUGCGCAGACCAGAGGCCUGAGUCCUCCCUCUUAAACUUAAUAACCUACAGGGCGCAGUCAAUCCAUCCGGCGAAGGACGGCUGGAUUCACAACCUGCAGUUGCUGAUGGAGAGAUUCUUCAGGAAUGAAUCCCGCAGUGCCGUUCGCAUCAAGGUGCUGGAUGUCCUGUCCUUCGUGCUGCUCAUCAACAGGCAGUUCUAUGAGGAGGAGCUGAUCAGCUCAGUGGUCAUCUCCCAGCUCUCCCACGUCCCCGAGGACAAAGACCCCCAAGUCCGGAAACUGGCCACCCAGUUGCUGGUGGACCUGGCCGAAGGCUGUCAUACCCACCACUUCAACAGCCUGCUGGACAUUGUGGAAAAGGUGAUUGCCCGCUCCCUUUCUCCACCCCCUGAGCUGGAGGAGAGAGAUGUGGCGGCGUACUCAGCCUCCUUAGAGGAUGUGAAGACCGCCGUCUUGGGGCUCCUGGUCAUCCUUCAGUGUCUCCUAACGCUUACACGGGAUGGUUAUUUCCUGGUGCAGAAGUUUGAAGUGUCUGCAGAAAGCUGGCUGGCACCUCCGUGGCCUUCCGUCACCUCCGUGGCCUCCUGUCACGGGAACCCGGCGCUCUUUAGACCUCUGACCAAGCUGUACGCCUUGCCUGCCAGCCACGCGGUGCGUGUGUAUGAGACGCUCGUCAGCCACAUGGAGCUGCACUACAGGCAUGACUAUGCCCUGCCCAUCGCAAGCAGCAUCCGGCUGCAGGCCUUCGAUUUCCUGCUGUUGCUGAGGGCCGACUCGCUGCACCGCCUCGGCCUGCCCAGCAAGGAUGGGGCCGUGAGGUUCAGCCCGUACUGUGUCUGCGACGCCAUGGAGCCAGAGAGGGGCCCGGAGAAGAAGGCCAGUGGCCCCCUGUCGCCUCCCACCGGGCCGCCUGGCCCCGCGCCUGCAGGCCCCGCGGUGCGGCUCGGCUCUCUGCCCUACUCCCUGCUCUUCCGCGUCCUCCUGCAGUGCUUGAAGCAGGAGGCGGACUGGAAGGUGCUGAAGCUCGUGCUCAGCAAGCUGCCCGAGUCCCUGCGCUACAAGGUGCUCAUCUUCACGUCUCCGUGCAGUGUCGACCAGCUGUCUUCCGCCCUCUGCUCCGUGCUUUCAGGUCCCAGAACCCUGGAGCGGCUUCGAGGCACCCCAGAAGGGUUCUCCAGAACCGACCUGCAUCUGGCUGUGGUUCCCGUGCUGACGGCGCUGAUCUCUUACCAUAAUUACUUGGACAAAACCAGACAGCGGGAGAUGGUGUACUGCCUGGAGCAAGGCCUGAUCUACCGCUGUGCUAGCCAGUGCGUCGUGGCACUGGCCAUCUGCAGUGUGGAGAUGCCCGACAUCAUCAUCAAGGCGCUUCCCGUCCUGGUCGUGAAGCUCACGCACAUCUCAGCCACAGCCAGCAUGGCCAUUCCACUCCUCGAGUUCCUGUCAACUCUGGCCCGGCUGCCCCACCUCUACCGGAACUUCGCAGCUGAGCAGUACGCGAGUGUCUUUGCCAUUUCCCUGCCUUACACCAAUCCCUCCAAGUUUAAUCAGUACAUCGUGUGCCUGGCCCAUCACGUUAUAGCCAUGUGGUUCAUUAGAUGCCGCCUGCCCUUCCGGAAGGAUUUUGUUCCCUUUAUCACUAAGGGCCUGCGUUCCAACGUCCUCCUGCCCUUCGAUGACACCCCUGAGAAGGACAGCUUCAGAGCUCGAAGCACCAGUCUCAACGAGAGGCCCAAGAGUUUGAGGAUAGCCAGACCCCCCAAACAAGGCUUGAAUAACUCUCCACCCGUGAAAGAAUUCAAGGAGAGCCCUGCAGCCGAGGCCUUCCGGUGCCGCAGCAUCAGUGUGUCUGAACAUGUGGUCCGCAGCAGGAUCCAGACGUCCCUCACCAGCGCCAGCUUGGGGUCUGCAGACGAGAAUUCGAUGGCCCAGGCUGAUGACAACUUGAAAAAUCUCCACCUGGAGCUCACGGAAACAUGUCUGGACAUGAUGGCCAGAUACGUGUUCUCCAACUUCACAGCGGUUCCCAAGAGGUCGCCUGUGGGCGAGUUCCUCUUGGCUGGCGGCAGGACCAAAACCUGGCUGGUUGGGAACAAGCUUGUUACCGUGACAACAAGCGUGGGGACUGGGACCCGGUCGCUGCUGGGCUUGGACUCAGGAGAGCUGCAGGGUGGCCCCGAGUCGAGCUCGGACCCUGGCACGCACGUGAGACAGACCAAGGAGGCGCCUGCCAAGCUGGAGUCCCAGGCUGGGCAGCAGGUGUGCCGCAGGGCCCGGGACCGGGUCCGCUCCAUGUCCGGGGGCCACGGCCUUCGUGUUGGUGCCCUGGACACUCCAGCCUCCCACUUCCCGGGUGGCCCCACCUCCCCGGGUGCACAGACAGCACUCGCCAGCAAGUCUGAGAGGGCGUCAGCUGGUACCCAGUUCCCAGUACAGGAGAAGACGAGCCUGGCAGCCUACGUCCCCCUGCUGACCCAGGGCUGGGCAGAGAUCCUGGUCCGGAGGCCCACAGGGAACACCAGCUGGCUGAUGAGCCUGGAGAACCCACUCAGCCCCUUCUCCUCGGACAUCAACAACAUGCCCCUGCAGGAGCUGUCCAACGCGCUCAUGGCCGCCGAGCGCUUUAAGGAGCGUCGCGACACAGCUCUGUACAAGUCGCUGUCGGUGCCGGCGGCGGGCUCGGCCAAGCCCCCUCCGCCCCCGCGGUCUAACACGGUGGCCUCUUUCUCCUCCCUGUACCAGUCCAGUUGCCAAGCAAAGCUGCACAGGAGCAUUUCCUGGGCAGACUCGGCGGUGGUUCUGGAGGAGGGGAGCCCAAGCGAGACUCAUUUGUCCGCGGAGCCCAUGGAGUUGGAGGACUUUGAGGCGACGCUAGGCACAGACCGGCGCAGUGACCGCGCUGAGGCUUACAGCAGGUCAUCUUCAAGCUCCAGCCAAGAGGAGAAGUUCCCUGCAGAGGAGCUGGCGGCUCGAGGAAUCCCCAUCGAGCGGGCUGUCUCUUCCGAGGGUGCCCGGCCUUCUGUGGAGCUCUCUUUCCAGCCCUCCCAGCCCCUCAGCAAGUCCAGCUCCUCGCCUGAGCUGCAGACCCUGCAGGACAUACUUGGGGACCCUGGGGACAAGACUGAUGUUGGCCGGCUGAGCCCUGAGGCCAAGGCCCGGUCCCAGUCCGGGAUCUUGGACGGGGCAGGUGCCUCCUGGUCAGCCCCAGGCGAAGAGAGCCAGGGCCGGGGCCCCGCGCAGCCCGAGGGUCCCUUGCCUUCCAGCUGCCCCCGCUCCCCCAGUGGCCUGCGGCCCAGAGGCUACACCAUCUCUGAUUCGGCCCCAUCACGCAGAGGCAAGAGGGUAGAGAGGGACGCCUUCAAGAGCAGAGCUGGGGCCUCCAAUACUGAGAAGGUGCCAGGCAUCAAUCCCAGCUUUGUGUUCCUGCAGCUCUACCAUUCACCUUUCUUUGGUGACGAGUCCAACAAGCCCAUCCUUCUACCCAAUGAGUCCUUCGAGCGGUCAGUGCAGCUUCUCGACCAGAUUCCAUCCUACGACACGCACAAGAUUGCCGUCCUGUACGUGGGAGAAGGCCAGAGCGACAGUGAGCUGGCCAUCCUGUCCAACGAGCACGGCUCGUACAGGUACACGGAGUUCCUGACCGGCCUGGGCAAGCUCAUCGAGCUCAAGGACUGCCAGCCUGACAAGGUGUACCUGGGGGGUCUGGAUGUGUGUGGGGAGGACGGCCAGUUCACCUACUGCUGGCACGACGACAUCAUGCAAGCUGUCUUCCACAUUGCCACCCUGAUGCCCACCAAGGAUGUGGACAAGCACCGCUGUGACAAGAAGCGUCAUCUGGGCAACGACUUCGUGUCCAUUGUGUACAACGACUCCGGCGAGGACUUUAAACUGGGUACCAUCAGAGGCCAGUUCAACUUCGUCCAUGUCAUCAUCACCCCCCUGGACUACGAGUGCAACCUGGUGACCCUGCAGUGCAGGAAAGACAUGGAGGGUCUCGUGGACACCAGCGUGGCCAAGAUCGUGUCAGACCGCAACUUGCCUUUUGUGGCCCGUCAGAUGGCUCUGCACGCAAACAUGGCCUCACAGGUACAUCACAGCCGCUCCAACCCCACCGACAUCUACCCCUCCAAGUGGAUCGCCAGGCUCCGCCACAUCAAGCGGCUCCGCCACCGGAUCCGGGAGGAAGCUCACUACUCCAACCCCAGCCUGCCCCUGAUGCAGAUGCACCCCCCAGGCCACGCCAAAGCCCCUGCUCAGGCGCCAGCAGAGCCCAUGCCCACAUAUGAGACGGGCCAGCGGAAGCGCCUCAUCUCCUCGGUGGAUGACUUCACAGAGUUCGUGUGAGGCUGCCCCUCGUGGACGUGUGCGCAUGAAAUAAAGCUGCAGUGCCUCCUGGCCCGCGUGGCUCACACAGAUGCA
Messenger RNA from Leptonychotes weddellii (Weddell seal), 4698 nucleotides. NCBI's taxonomy places the organism in Eukaryota, Metazoa, Chordata, Mammalia, Carnivora, Phocidae. The record is from RefSeq and is a predicted model, not a curated record.